UGUUUCAACACAAUGUUAGCUGCCAACCUAGACAGCAUUUCUGAGCGUAGGGAUAUAUUAUUAUAAUUUUUUUGUCACCAUAGGAACUUAGUUCAAAUGUUUGUUCCGCCUUGAUGGACUUUGGGAACGUUCCAAACGCGUCAUGAUGCAGAAAUGCUGUAGGCAUAACAUUCGUUUUGAAAGCCCAUGAGAAUGUACUUUGACCCUCUUCUCUUCCACUACUUGUGCAGCAAAGGAAGGAGGGAUCGGAAGUAUGUUGUGAUGAAAAAAGGAGAAAUCUUUAGAUCUAAAGAGGAUCGAAAAGAGACCGCAGUGAAAUCUGAUGUUAUGGCAUCUGAAGGGGAAUACAGAUGGACUGUUUGGGCUGUGAUUGUACUGCUGUUAGCCGUAUGUGCAGCUCACAUGACAGACCGACCAGCCUCAUCUCGCCAUCACCGCAAGACUUCUGAGCUAAAAAUGGACGAGGCUGCCCUUUCAGUCAUAAAUGAAAUCGAGAAAGAUAUGAUGCUCUUUGUGCUUUCUGAUCACUGCUAUCAGUGUUUGCCCCAGCCACUGGGGAUAAUACCUGCAGGCCUGGGUCCUGGGACUCUGACUACAAUGGGUUUUGUUGUAGGCACACAGCACCCUUUGACAUUGCACCUAAACAGAACCACUGCCAACCUAGAGCUGUGCAAGAUUCACUUCCACUUUGGGGAGAAGGGCAACUAUUCUCUGUGGGUGAAGAAUCUGAAUGGGACGUCCAGGGCCAACUGCACUAUGGUGAUUGAUUCAGAGCCUGUCAACAGCUACCUGCCCAUUUUGUUUGCGUUUCUGGUAUUUGCUGGAGUGGCUGCUUUAGCUAAGAUUUGGAACACUGUUAGAAGGCUGGAUGUCAUGAGAAAUCUACUUCUUCGCUUAGGGAGCACAGUGGAGACAGAGAGACUGAUAAACUCGGAGCUUGGCACUCAAAACAGAUUGGUAGAUGCCUCCACGGAAUCAAUAAUUCCAGCCACCACUGGACGGAGGCUUCGCUCUUUAGACACUUUCCGUGGCAUGGCUCUGGUAAUUAUGGUGUUUGUCAACUAUGGAGGCGGACGUUACUGGUUCUUCAGGCAUGAGAGCUGGAAUGGUCUCACAGUGGCUGAUCUCGUGUUUCCUUGGUUUGUAUUCAUUAUGGGAACUUCUAUUGGUCUGUCCUUGAGUGGGUCAUUGCGAAGGGGUGUCAAACGCACUCAUCUACUGUGGAAGGUUUUCUGGAGGAGCUUACAACUCUUCCUCAUCGGAGUCAUCAUCAUUAAUCCCAGCUACUGCCAAGGACCCUUGUCUUGGGAUUUCCUCCGUAUUCCUGGUGUAUUACAGCGCCUGGGUUUCACAUACCUUGUUGUGGCUGUUUUGGAUCUUGCUGUGGCCCAGAACCAACUCCCCAACCUGUCAAGCGUGAAUCUGGUUAAUUUCUCUACACAUACUGAAACGUGCUGGUUCACUGUGCAUGAUAUCUGCCUCUACUGGCCUGCAUGGCUGUGUGUGAUUGCCUUGGAGACGGUGUGGUUGUGUUUGACCUUUCUUCUCCCAGUGCCAGGCUGCCCAACGGGUUAUUUGGGCCCAGGGGGCUUCGGUGACUUUGGCCAGUACCUAAACUGCACUGGGGGGGCUGCAGGAUAUAUUGACCGCUGGCUGCUCGGAGAGAACCAUAUUUACCAGACGCCGUCAUCACGGGUUGUGUACCAGUCUGUUGUGCCAUUUGACCCAGAGGGUGUUUUGGGAAGCAUCAACUCCAUAUUGAUGGCAUUUUUGGGUCUUCAGGCAGGAAAAAUUCUGCUGCAUUACAGAGACCAACACAGACAAAUAAUUACACGAUUUCUCAUAUGGGGAUUCAUUCUGGGAAUCAUCUCAGCUGUGCUGACCAAGUGCUCCAGAAACUACGGCUUCAUUCCUGUUAACAAAAACUUGUGGUCAUUGUCCUAUGUGACGACGCUCAGCAGUUUUGCUUUUGUGGUUUUGGUGUUUUUUUACUACAUGGUGGAUGUUAUGAGGUGGUGGUCUGGAGCGCCCUUCUAUUACCCUGGGAUGAAUUCCAUCUUGGUGUAUGUGGGCCAUGAGGUGUUUGAGGAAUACUUCCCCUUUCGUUGGAAGAUGGCAAACAGCCAAUCACAUGCUGAGCACCUGGCACAGAACCUCCUGGCCACUUCUAUAUGGGUGUUUAUAGCCUUCUUGCUCUACAGGAAGAAGGUCUUUUGGAAGAUUUAAAGGUGUAUCUCUCUCCUGCAGACUUUGAAAGGACCUGCACUACGCUGUGAAUGAAAUCAUUGGGCUUAUUUUUAAGAUUGGCGAAUCUCUUCACAUUAGUGCCACAUUUGCAAGACAAACGUGAUACAGGAAUAGAUCUUGGAGAUGAUAUGAGAUGAGCAGUGGAGGACCGUAAAUGCCAAAGGCAGAUUUUGAUGAAUUAUAAUUCCGUUUACAGGUUUUGAGUAAUGUGUAUUCUUAUGCAUAAGGAGACAUCGUGAUCAAAUACAGACAUUUCUAAAUUGUUCCUUAUAUGGGAGGAUUCCAAGAGUCUGAGAUGAAACUCAGAUUAUGAGCUAAUUUAGGUUUGUUUUGUAUACUGUUGUUUUAUAAUUUGUACCUUUAGGAUUUAAGUAUCUUUGUUGAAAGGAUGUGUGUUUGUGAAAAUGGAAAAGAUAGAGUCCUACCUUCUCAAAAACUCAGGAGAUUUGCACAGCUUGGAGUGCCAAAUAUAGGGCAUAGAUUGCAUGGUUUCUCUGAUAAAACAAGAUCAUUUUACUACAGUUUAUUACAUUUUACUUGUUACCUCUACCACAGAAAUCAAGAAGAAAAAAAAACACUUAUUACUAACAUUUGCUGCUUGUAAAAUUAUUGUUCCAAGUGAAGGGAAAAUAUUGUAGCCACAUCACAAAAUCUGUUCCAUCUUUGUUCUAUUGUUGUAAGUUGUAAUUGAUAUAUUACAGAUUUAUUACAUUUGUGUAACUUUGUUUUAUACUUUACAACAUGGGAUAUGGUGAGAAUGAAAUCAUAUUUUAUCACAAGAUAUUUUAUCUUAUUUAUCUAAUUGACCUUUCCUGACAAAUCAGGUUGUGAGGGCUUAAAAACAGUCCACAGAUGCCAAAAAAAGAGAGAGGUUGAGAAAGUGUGUUGUCCUUGCUCUAGACUUUCUUACUGUUGCUGAUGAUGACUUACAUUAAGUCUGCAGACUUAAUGUAAUAGCUUUGGACUUGGUACACAGCUACUAAACUUUACUAGAGUGAAUGAAACAUAUUUGUUGUCUGGGGUACAAUUGUGUUAAAUGCCAAGCUGAACUCAAAUGAGCAGUACUCUAAUUAACGAGUCAGGCCUUAUAGUCGUAUUGAAUAAUAUGUCAGGUAGAUGGUGGAUGUAAUGGCAUCUUCUGGAGCGAUUGUGCCGGUUGCCGUGUCGUUGGUUGUAUAAUGUAGCUGUGAUUGUGUGCUAUAUGUGUGGCUCUCAGAAAACAUCAUGAUAACUGGAUUAAUUGGAACAUGGCAUGAGUUAAAACAUUAAGGCUGCAGCCUGACCGCCCAUAUGGAAUAAAUCUACUCCGGUUAAGAUGAAGUGGGGAAACACCCAUAAAGGUUCAGAACUAAGCACCAACCCUACCUAAGAGGGAAUUAUUAUUAUUAUUAUUAGUUUUAUGGCAAAGGAAAUUUGGUCAUGGCUAUGCUAACCGCAGUUCUCCCGCUAGAUUUGAACACAAGCUACACAAGCAGUCAUCAUGAUUGCAACAUGUUGUGAUGGCACAUAUAACAAUAUCUGUAGCUUUCAUUGAUCACAAUAUAAUUGUUGUAUCCAGAUAAUGUACUCCAAAGAAAUUCUGUGAUUAAACCUUAAAAACCCUAGUAUUUAAGCUGUAUUCAUGUUUAAUUAAACUGAAAAUUUAAAUCCUGUCUUAAUUUACUCACUCUUAUAUUAACCUGUGAAUUUGCGUCGUUUAGCGCUAAAAACAGUUCUUGUAAAUGUGUGCCACUGUGAACAUGCAAUGGACGUCAACACGUUCACUUAUAAAUGACAAACAGGGUUGUUUUUCUUCAUUUAUGCCUCCAGAAAACUUGAAUAGAGAACUAGAAUAUGACACAUGUGCUGCAUGGACUAUUUCUAUGAUUUGGUGCUUUUAUUAAUCUUUGAAUUGAGUCACUAUCAGCUGCAAUUGCAUUGAAUAAACAGACUUGGAUACUUAA
Messenger RNA from Xyrauchen texanus (razorback sucker), 4190 nucleotides. Its product is annotated as heparan-alpha-glucosaminide N-acetyltransferase-like. The record is from RefSeq and is a predicted model, not a curated record. The coding region runs from base 187 to 2226 and encodes 679 amino acids. NCBI's taxonomy places the organism in Eukaryota, Metazoa, Chordata, Actinopteri, Cypriniformes, Catostomidae. The transcript has 18 exons.